UUUAGCAAUCGUGGUUUUACAUAAUUUGUUUGAUCAAUUGGUAAUAGUACGAGUAACUCCUCUACCUUAUUAUAUCAUCUCUCCUUUUUCUUUAAUGUGGGACACUCAUACAAAUGAGCUAUAAUGAGUUUCAACAUUAGUUGUGGCUCUUAAUUAGUUGUUUUUAAGUAAAAAAUUAGCUUUUAACUUUUGACUUUUGACUGAGAGCUAGCUAGCUAGAAAGCCAACAAUUAAACAUAUUUUUUAACUGUGCAAUCAAAUUUUAAAAACCAAAAGAUUGGCAAAUAGCUAUUUGUCAAACACCAAAAAGAGUUUGUGCACUACAUUAUACUCCAUAAUAUAUCAAUGCUGACACAUCAAAAGAAUGAAAGAUAAAAUAUCUCUCACAACUAACAUAAAAUCAUACAUAAAUAACAAUGUAACAUGAAUACAUCCUGUCAAAAAAAAUAAAAAAAAAAAUAAAAAUAAAAACAUGAUACACAAACCUAGUAAAUCAUAUUAGAUGAUUACAAUUCCACCGAUAUAUUGUGUGAGAAACUUCGUAUGUUGUAUUUUUAUUUACCAAAUCAACCUUAUUCUAAUUAAACUAAAACGAAUCGAAAUCAAUCAAACCGAAAUUAAUUGACCAAAAGUCAUUUGACUUGAAUUCAACCAAGUCAAACCCAUUUUGAUACAAUACGGAUUUAUACAAACCUAAUAAGAACUAAUUCGAAAUUGACUCGACUUAAACAUGACCCUGACUCGACAAAUCUUGUAAUCUUGACUCGAAAUUGACCCGUUGAAUCAAACAAUGCCGAAGCAUGUAGUAACCCCCAAAAUUUUGUUGAGAAGAAUGGAGAAUCGGAAUUUGGCUAAUGGAUUUAACCUAGUCAACCACUCAAUUACCAGCCCAUAAUCACAAUCAGUCCGGUCUGACCCGCUUAAUUGUUUACCCGUCUCAUUUAAUUCAAUCCAAACAUUUCAAUCGAACUCAAAAAAUUCUCAUUUUAUAUCGCGGGAACUCCCAACUCUCUCGCCACUUUCAAAAACUCAACCUCCAUUGUCAUCGCCAUUUUCAACUCAACACCUAACUCUCUCUCUCUCUCUUCUUUCUCUCUCUAAAAUAAGAAUCCUAUUGCAAUGUCGGCGGCGAAAGGGAGCGGCAAGAAGCGAACAGAAGCUGAAGCUCAGCAGUCCGAUAAACGAAAGCGAGAGUUUCAGGAAGAUGACGACAUUUUCGACAACGAGCUUUCCAGCGAGAUCAAAGGAAUUUUCUCAGUGCUGCAACAAAUCAGAGAAAAAGCUGCAAAAGACGGCCAGAAGAAGAAGGAAGAAACUAUUUCUAGUGUCGCUUCUGAGAUCAAGUCUAUGUUUGAGGAGCUGAAGGCAAAGAUUGAAAAAGAAAGGCAAACUUUUGCAAAGGCAUUGACAAAGAGCUCAAAGGAGUGUGAAAAUGCACUGAAGGAAGAGACUGUCAAUUUCCAAGGAGUUUAUGAGAAAUUCAGCAAAGAGAAAGCAACAUAUCUGCAAUCACUGAAGGAUACCAUUUCCAAAUAUGAAGAAGGGAAGGAAAGGCUCUUCGUGCGAUAUGAACAACAAAGGAAGAAAGAGAAGAGCAUGAUACAAGAAAAGGAAAAGGCGUGCACAGACAAAAUUGCUGAGUUGGAGGAGUCUUUGAAGAAGAAGAAACAGGACGACAAAACUUUCAGCCUUCUAAGGAAGACUCUGGGAUCCUUUCUCGAGACUGGUUCAGAUGACGAAUUUGCACAAGAUGAGUAAAAGAGUGUUAUGGUUUAAGACCUUAUCUUUCACCUACAUUAAUGUAGAGAACGACAAAACUUUUGAUUCUGCAAUGUCUUUGUAUAGGCGAUUAGCCUUUUGCUUUCCUUCAAGCAAACCUUGCAACAUGAGUAGUGACUGAAUUACAAUGAAGUAGACAUACAUUAUCUACAUAUAUUAGAAGCAAGUGGCGCUUGUGCUGUAAAUUCCUGCAGAUUAGUUAGGAGACUCUUUGAUCAGCUUAAUAACAACUGUCAAAGCACGAGGAAAUAGAUUGUACUAUCGUAGUGUCGGGUAAGGUCUAUUAUUGACUCUGCAAUGUUAUCGUAUAGUCGAGUAACCAUUUAUCUUCUAUCAGGUGUCAGUCCUGGCAUGUUUUUGAAUUUUAGUGAAGCAGAACAAUACAUUGUCUGCUGCAA
Messenger RNA from Chenopodium quinoa (quinoa), 2177 nucleotides. RefSeq names its product WD repeat-containing protein 87-like. Bases 1120 to 1758 code for a protein of 212 amino acids. The record is from RefSeq and is a predicted model, not a curated record. The transcript is spliced from 8 exons. Lineage: Eukaryota; Viridiplantae; Streptophyta; Magnoliopsida; Caryophyllales; Amaranthaceae.